CCCAAAUUAUUAUUAUCAUUAUUAAUGAUGGCAAGUGUCGAAGUUUCUGAAUCAAGAAAAAGGAAGAAGCACAUACAAAGAUGGAAAAAGUCGAAAAAAUUCAAAACUAGUAAAAUCCCAGAGUUAGCUGUUGGAAUGCAAGGAAUAUUAAUUACUACAAAUGAUAAGGAGAAACUGUGUGUCAGUGAAGCCUAUGAUUUAUUAAACGAAUAUGCUGAUGAACUUUAUGGUUUUCAAUCAUCUAAUUCUGAUGAAGGAGAACAGAGUAAGGACAUUGGUGACCUUCUGCUGCAGGAAAUUAGUACAAUAAAAGCAAAACCUACAAUGAGAUUUAAAGCUAUGUCAACCGGUGUUAAAAAUAUUGUUUUCAUUCAAUGUGAUUCUUCAAUUGAUCCAUGUCAUUUAGUUCAUCAUUUAUUAUGUGACAUUAAAGAUAAUGAACUUCAAAAGACAAGAUUCUGUCUAAAAAUGAUUCCAGUGAAAAAUGUUUGUCAUGCCAGUAUAAAUGACAUUAAAAAAAUGGCUCCAAGUAUUAUUUCUCCUCAUUUUCACACUGACACAUCCUCUUCAAUAGAGUUUUCUGUUCGCUGCAAGAUUAGAAACAACCAAGGUAUCAAACGAGAUACUUUAAUUGAUCUUCUGGCAUCUUUUGUAACUGAUAGUGGAGCAUAUUACCAUUGUGUUAACUUAAGGCAACCAACUUUAGUUGUAUGUGCUGAAGUUUUGAAGAAUUUAUGCUGCCUUUCAGUAUUGAAAGAUUUUUAUGAAUUAAAGCAGUAUAACGUGAGUUGUGUUGCUAUGAAAACGAUAAAUCUAAAAAGUGGUGACAGUUCCAUACCAUCAAUUGCUACCUCACAAAAAAGUUGUCCUGCCAAUUUAAAGGAGGAAGUCCCAAAUGAUCUUGAUUGCAAAGAACCACGAAGUUUGAAGGAUGACAAUCAAAAGGACGAACUUGACAAAUUAUGAUUUUAUCAGUUACCCAUGUAAUUGUUUAUUAGUUCUGUUAAUUUCCAUGCAUUACAACUAAUAGUGAUACUGCUGAUUGA
Molecule: messenger RNA, 1046 nt
Organism: Amphimedon queenslandica
Lineage: Eukaryota; Metazoa; Porifera; Demospongiae; Haplosclerida; Niphatidae
Product: THUMP domain-containing protein 1-like
Exons: 6
Coding region: 25-966 (313 amino acids)
Biological process (GO): tRNA modification
Molecular function (GO): RNA binding
Source: RefSeq, a predicted model, not a curated record